AUGAGAGGCGAGGUCCUUCACCUUCACCUGGGCCAGGCUGGUACCCAGCUUGGCAACAGUGCCUGGGAACUGUACCUCCUCGAGCAUGGCCUCGGGCAAGACGGUCGCCCGGAUCCCAAUACCAAGGACAUUGGUGAUGCUGGCUCGUUCGAGACGUUCUUCACCGAGACCAGCGGCGGGAAAUAUGUUCCCCGAUCCAUCUUUGUCGAUCUUGACCCUUCCCCCAUCGACGAGAUCCGCACUGGUGCUUAUCGCCAGCUCUUCCACCCGGAAUUGCUGAUCAGCGGCAAGGAGGAUGCUGCCAACAACUAUGCUCGCGGACACUACACCAUUGGCAAGGAAAUGGUCGACAAUGUCAUUGACCGAAUUCGACGUGUUGCCGACAACUGUAACUCUCUGCAGGGCUUCUUGAUCUUCCACUCCUUCGGCGGUGGCACCGGCUCUGGUUUCGGCGCUCUCCUUCUCGAGCGCCUCUCUGCCGACUAUGGAAAGAAGUGCAAGCUCGAGUUCGCUGUCUACCCUGCUCCGCGUGUCUCCACCGCUGUUGUUGAGCCUUACAAUGCUGUGCUCUCGACCCACAGCACCAUUGAGAACUCCGAUUGUACCUUCUUGGUUGACAACGAAGCCGUCUACGAUAUCUGCCGACGAAACCUGGAUAUCCCCCGCCCUAGCUACGAGCAUCUCAACCGCUUGAUUGCUCAGGUCGUGUCUUCCAUUACGUCGUCCCUGCGCUUCGAUGGUGCUCUUAAUGUCGACCUGAACGAGUUCCAGACUAACCUGGUCCCGUACCCUCGUAUCCACUAUCCCCUGAUCAGCUACGCUCCUGUCAUCUCGGCUGCCAAGAGUGCUCACGAGAGCUUCAAGGUUCACGACCUGACCUUCCAAUGCUUCGAGCCGAACAACCAGAUGGUUGUCUGCGAUCCUCGUAACGGCAAGUACAUGGCCGUCGCGCUGCUCUACCGCGGCGACGUUGUUCCUCGCGAUUGCAGCGCUGCUGUUGCGGCUCUCAAGGCCAAGGCUUCGUUCAACCUCGUCGAGUGGUGCCCAACUGGCUUCAAGAUCGGCAUCAACUACCAGAAGCCCGUUGCGGUGCCCACCGCCUCUCCGGCCGAUGGUGGCCUCGCCUCCGUUGACCGCUCCGUCUCCAUGUUGUCCAACACCACUGCCAUUGCCGAGGCCUGGUCUCGUCUUGACCACAAGUUCGAUCUCAUGUACAGCAAGCGCGCUUUCGUGCACUGGUACGUGGGCGAGGGCAUGGAGGAAGGCGAGUUCAGCGAGGCCCGCGAGGAUCUGGCUGCCCUUGAGAAGGAUUACGAGGAGGUCGCUGCCGACUCGUUCGAGCCUGAGGAGGGUGAGGUCGAGUAUUAA
Messenger RNA from Phialemonium atrogriseum, 1368 nucleotides. RefSeq names its product tubulin alpha chain. Lineage: Eukaryota; Fungi; Ascomycota; Sordariomycetes; Cephalothecales; Cephalothecaceae. Gene Ontology annotation, cellular component: cytoplasm; microtubule. The coding region runs from base 1 to 1368 and encodes 455 amino acids. Gene Ontology annotation, molecular function: structural constituent of cytoskeleton; GTP binding. Gene Ontology annotation, biological process: mitotic cell cycle; microtubule cytoskeleton organization. The record is from RefSeq and is a predicted model, not a curated record. The transcript has 5 exons.